Peromyscus maniculatus bairdii (prairie deer mouse) is the source of this 1050-nucleotide messenger RNA. RefSeq names its product chymase. Gene Ontology annotation, biological process: proteolysis. Gene Ontology annotation, molecular function: serine-type endopeptidase activity. NCBI's taxonomy places the organism in Eukaryota, Metazoa, Chordata, Mammalia, Rodentia, Cricetidae. Gene Ontology annotation, cellular component: intracellular membrane-bounded organelle; cytoplasm. The record is from RefSeq and is a predicted model, not a curated record.
GACCACACAGUUCCUGUGAUAACAGCUCUGCCACUCCCCUGCCCCCUGGGAGUAAUAAGUCCUAAGACCCAAAGAUAAAGCUUGCAGCAGCUGUGGGCAGCCCCUCUGAGAGGAUGCGUCUUCUCGUUCUCCAUCUGCUGCUCUUCCUCCUGGGCUCUACCGCUAAAGCUGGGGAGAUCAUCGGGGGCACGGAGUGCAAACCACACGCCCGCCCCUACAUGGCCUAUCUGGACAUUGUCACUCCUGACCAUCACCUGUCGGCUUGCAGCGGCUUCCUCAUAAGACGAAAUUUUGUACUGACCGCUGCACACUGUGCCGGAAGGUCUAUCACAGUCCUCCUAGGAGCCCACAACAGAAAAGUCAAAGAAGACACAUGGCAGAUGCUUGAGGUUGAAAAGCAAUUCCCUCAUCCAAAAUACGAUGGCCAUUUGGUUCUCAACGACAUCAUGUUACUGAAGCUGAAGGAGAAAGCCAACCUAACCCUAGGCGUGGGCACCCUCCCCUUCUCAGCCAAAUCAAACUUCAUCCCACCUGGGAGGGUGUGCCGGGCAGUCGGCUGGGGCCAAACAAACGUGAAUGAACCAGCCUCCGACACACUGCAAGAGGUGAAGAUGAGUGUCUUGGAUCCCCAAGCCUGCUGUCACUUUGAGAGUUUUCACCAUGAACCCCAGAUGUGUAUGGGCAAUCCUAAGAAGAUGCGAAAUGUAUACAAGGGAGACUCUGGAGGGCCCCUCCUGUGUGCUGGGAUAGCCCAAGGCAUCGCGUCCUAUGUACAUCAGAAUGCAAAGCCCCCGGCUGUCUUCACCAGACUCUCCCAUUACAGACCCUGGAUCAAUAAGAUCUUGAGAGAGAAUUGACUGUGGAGCUUGGGCGAGCCUGUGAGGAACUCUGGAACUGGAAUUGAGCAGGUUUUCUGUGCCAUGUGCCCUGGCCUGUCUAGCUUCCUGCUGAAAUCCUGCCAGCUCCCUGGUAUCCCUAAAGGUUCUUCCAUGUCUCCGAAGGUUCCUAAAGGGCAAUGAACCUCAAUAAAGACCCAGAUUCUAGACUGCA